AUGUUAGAGAGGCAAAACAUCGCGGCCUGGCUCCCUGCUGUCGGGGCGAAACUAGAGCUCCGCCCGGCGCCCUUUUCUGAACCGGGACAAGAUGAGCUCCUUAUCCAGACUGAAGCUGUAGCCGUUCAACCGGCCGAAUACAAAAUUCAGGAUGGUGUCCUUCCAUUUCCGUUGACAUAUCCCACAAUCAUUGGCUUGUGCUUCGCCGGAAGAGUAGUCAAGACUGGCCCCGGCGUCACGCGUUUCCGGAUAGGAGACUUAGUCGUGACGAACAGUGCAGGAACGCUGCGUAAUGAUGCGCGCUUCGGAGCCCUGCAGCAGUAUGCGCUCACCACACAACAGCUGACGGCAAAGAUCGGCGAAGCAACUUUCGAGAAAUCAGCCGCGCUCGCCUCUAACCUUUACGGCGCGAUCAGUGCACUUCUCCUCCAUCUAAACCUAGACAGGUCUGGCUCCUCUCCAAAUCCACUCAACAGGCCAAAGAAGAUCCUAAUCUGGGGAGCGUCCUCCUCGUUCGGCGCCGCUGCCGUCCAGAUAGCCGCCAGCGCCGGGUACUCAGUCGUGGGCGUGGCGUCCGGAUCGAAUGUCGCACUGGUCAAAUCUCUGGGCGCAUCUGAAUUUGUAGACAGGACCCAGGAUUCUGCCACUGAAGCUCUGAUUGCGCUCGGGCCGUAUCAUUCUGUCCUUGCCGCGGCGGACUCGGCGAGGGAUCAGGGGACGAUUGGCGCUGUCUUGGCUGCGCAAGGCGGUGGCACGUUUUUAUCCACCACGGGUGUGAGAGCUGGUGUGAGUCUGCCGGAUGGGGUCACAGGGUUCUUCGCCCAGUUUUUGGACGAUUACUUGGACCCGGCGAAUGCGGAGUUCACUAGAUGGGUGUGGUGGGAGUAUCUGGAACAGGUGCUGGCGGAGGAUCGGAUGCACGCGCUUCCGACUCGGAUUAUUGGGGGGUUGAGCCAGGCUCAGAAAGCUUGGGAUCUCCUCAGACAGGGAGGUACGAGUGCGGAGAGGUUGAUCAUUCAGCCCAACACUGAGUAG
This is a messenger RNA of Penicillium canescens, 1035 nucleotides long. RefSeq names its product zinc-binding alcohol dehydrogenase family protein. Gene Ontology annotation, molecular function: oxidoreductase activity, acting on NAD(P)H. The record is from RefSeq and is a predicted model, not a curated record. The coding region runs from base 1 to 1035 and encodes 344 amino acids. The transcript is spliced from 4 exons. NCBI's taxonomy places the organism in Eukaryota, Fungi, Ascomycota, Eurotiomycetes, Eurotiales, Aspergillaceae.